GGCGGGCGAGUCCAACGCGGCUUCCGUGGGGGGGUUGCGGAGGUCCAUCCCCGGUUCCGGCGGAACGGGCGGAGCCUCGGCCAUGUCCACACGCGCCGGUUCGCGGCUGCUGCUGGCGGGAGCCCCGCGGCGACACCGGGUGUCGGGGCCGGAGCCCGAGCGCCUCCGGCUCUUCCAGCGGCUGCGGGCGGCGGCGGCGGAGCGCUGGGACGGGCCCGGGGAUGGGGCGGGCGGCGGCACCGGGAGCGGCCGCCUCGCACCGGGGACCCCGAUCCGCAUCGCGCUGCCCGGCGGGCGCCGCCUGCCCGGCCGGGCCCUGCAAACCACCCCGUUCCAGGUGGCCACGGAGCUCGGAGCUGGCCUGGCCCAGGUGGCCUUGGUGGCCCGGGUGAACGGGACCCUCCAGGACCUGGACCGGCCUCUGGAAGGUGACACGGACCUGGAGCUGCUCGACUUCUCCACACCUGAGGGGCGGGAGGCUUUCUGGCGCUCCAGUGCCUGCGUCCUGGGGGCGGUGGCUGAGCAGAUUUUCGGGGCCACGCUUUGCAGCAGCCAAGCCACCGAGGAUGGCUUCUUCUGCGACGUGCACAUGGGCAGCAGGACGGUGCAGAGCGCGGAGCUGCCGCUGCUGGAGGAGGCCUGUGCCACGUUCGCCCGUGCCCGGCACCGCUUCGAGCGCCUCGAGGCCACGCGGCAGCAGCUGGCCGAGCUGCUCAAGCACAACGCCUUCCAGCUGCAGCAGCUCGAGGAGGUGACGUCCCCCACGGCCACGGUGUACAGGUGUGGCCCCCUGCUCCAGCUGUGCCCCGGGCCCCUGCUGCGGCACACGGGGCUGAUCGGGGCCCUGCGGGUGCUCACGAGCUCGGCUGCGCUCUGGGGGGGAGCUGGGGGUCAGUCCCUGCAGCGCGUGGCCGCCGUGGCCUUCCCCAGUGCCCGGGAGCUGGAGCAGUGGCAGCGGGCGCAGGAGGAGGCGGCUCAGCGGGAUCACCGCAGGAUCGGCAAGGACCAGGAGCUCUUCUUCUUCCACAAGUUCAGCCCUGGCAGCUGCUUCUUCCUGCCCCGCGGUGCCCACGUGUACAACACCCUGGUGGAGUUUAUCCGGAGCGAGUACCGGGCCAGGGGCUUCAGCGAGGUGGUGACCCCCAACCUGUUCAGCCCCCGGCUCUGGGAGCUCUCGGGGCACUGGCAGCACUACAGCCCCCACAUCUUCUCCGUCCCUGCCACCCCCGAGACCCUCUCGCUCAAACCCAUGAACUGCCCGGCCCACUGCCUGAUGUUUGCCCACCGGCCGCGCUCCUGGCGGGAGCUGCCCCUGCGCCUGGCGGAUUUCGGGGUCCUGCACCGCAACGAGCCCCCCGGGACCCUGACGGGGCUGACGCGGGUCCGGCGCUUCCAGCAGGAUGAUGCUCACAUUUUCUGCACCCUGGAGCAGCUGGAGAGUGAGAUCGAUUCCUCCCUGGAUUUCAUCCGCGCCGUCUACGCCGUCCUGGGCUUCUCCUUCCGCCUGGCCCUGGCCACGCGUCCCGAUGGAUUCCUGGGGGACCCUGAAACCUGGGAUCGUGCUGAGCAGCAGCUGGAGCGGAGCCUGAGGAAUUUCGGGCAGCCCUGGGAGCUGAGUCCGGGGGAUGGAGCCUUUUAUGGGCCCAAGAUCGAUAUCCGGAUCAGGGAUGCUCUGGGGAGGCAGCACCAGUGUGGCACCAUCCAGCUGGAUUUCCAGAUGCCUGAGAGAUUCGAGCUGGAAUAUGCCAGCCCCAGCGGGAGCCCCGCGAGGCCGGUGCUGAUCCAUCGGGCGGUGCUGGGCUCCGUGGAGCGCAUGGUGGCCGUGCUGGCCGAGAGCUACGGCGGGAGAUGGCCGCUCUGGCUGUCCCCACUGCAGGCCAUGGUCAUCCCACAGACCCCCGAGGUGGAGGACUAUGCCCGGGAGGUGCAGGCAGUGCUGAGGAGGGGGGGCCUCCUGGCUGACCUGGAUGGGGACCCCGGGACCACCCUGGCACGGAAGAUCCGCCGGGCCCAACUCGCCCACUACAACUUCCAGUUGGUGGUGGGGCGGCGGGAGCGGCAGCGCGGCACCGUCAGCGUGCGGAGCCGGGAGAACCGGCAGCUCGGCGAGCUGGAGCUGCCCCGGGUGCUGCAGCGGCUGCAGGAGCUCAGGGACAGCCGCGUUCCCGACGCCGAGCAGCGCUUCUGACCCCCCCUCACUCCUAUCGGGGGGCCCCGGGACCCCCCAACUCAAUAAACUCUGGGAAAUGUG
This is a messenger RNA of Zonotrichia leucophrys gambelii, 2251 nucleotides long. It is a transcript of the gene TARS2, whose product is annotated as threonyl-tRNA synthetase 2, mitochondrial. Gene Ontology annotation, molecular function: ATP binding; threonine-tRNA ligase activity. Gene Ontology annotation, cellular component: cytoplasm. Lineage: Eukaryota; Metazoa; Chordata; Aves; Passeriformes; Passerellidae. The transcript has 18 exons. Gene Ontology annotation, biological process: threonyl-tRNA aminoacylation. The coding region runs from base 83 to 2188 and encodes 701 amino acids. The record is from RefSeq and is a predicted model, not a curated record.